CUGAUGAAGAGGAGGCGGUGGAGAUGGUGGAGGUGGGGCCCGCACCAGCGAAUGAGGUCAUCGAAGGAGAUGUGAUUGGGAACGGUGAGAAUGAAGCCAAGAGAAGAGCGAGAGCUAGGGCUUCGAAUCGAGGAGUGAGAGGAGCUCCGGAACAAGUGGAGAACCCCUCUUCGCUCCCUGAAUUUAGGGCUCAAAUCUUCAUCGUUCUAGGAGAAGAUGGAUUCAGGGUCCAGAGGCUGCUCCGAGUCGACCGAGUGAACUCGGAGAAAGUCACCACCAGAGAGACUUGUGACGACGGAGGCAUCGUGAGCGCCGGCGAUGUUCUUCGGAGGGUUGGAGUUCUUGGCGGAGUGCUGGGGUGAGGACAGGGGUUCUUCAAAGCUUUUAGGGUUCUGGCCUUCUGG
Messenger RNA from Arachis ipaensis, 404 nucleotides. NCBI's taxonomy places the organism in Eukaryota, Viridiplantae, Streptophyta, Magnoliopsida, Fabales, Fabaceae. The record is from RefSeq and is a predicted model, not a curated record.